AUGGCUGAAUUUUCUCCACUUUGCCAUGGCUCCCCUGGUACCUCCAAUUUCUGCGUGACUUUAACGAACAACGCGGGUCGGGAAGUCUCUCCGUGGCACGGUGUUCCUUUCCGGGCCGCCUCAGGUGCUUUCCACGUCGUCUGCGCGACCCCGGAGGGCGCCUGGGCUGACUGCCACGUGGCAACGCAAGAGAGGUUAGAGCCUCUGCGUCAUUGCUUGAAAAAAACAGAAGCGUCGUCUGGUACUAGUAACGGUAGCGCCGACACGUGGCAAGUUGUCGAGCUCCCGCGCCCUUCCCCCUGGAACUGCGGAAUCGUUCCGCAAACAUCCGCAGCGCGGCGCGCGUCCGCGGCGGAAGCUGGUCUUCCCUCCCCCUCUGCACUAAACUACUUCCUCUCGCCAGAAACCAAUUCCUCGCGAGAAAGCGGAAUCAGUAGCGCGUGCAGCAGGGGAGCGAUCACGCGCCGCGCUUCGCUGCCCGCAACUCCCGCAACCCACGCCGCGCCUUCCGCAGCCGCGUCUGACGGGCCGGUGGAAGUCGUGGAAAUCGGGGGGCGCGCGCGCGCUAUCGGGGAGGUGUAUGCGGUGGAGGCGGUAGCUGCGAUGGGCGUGCAGGACAGGCAGAGCGGCCGCCUUCUGUGGACCGUUGUGGCCGUGGCGCGCGACGAUGCCGCUGCGCCGCUCGAGCGCCGCGCCGGGGAUCGCUAUCAGGCUGGGAGGAUGGAUGGCGGGAAGGACCAGGGGGAAAGGGAGGGGGAAAGGGAGGCGGAGGGGGAAGAGGAUGGGGGAGGGGACGAAGGGGGAAUGGGAGUCGACGGGGGAGAGUGGGAGGACGGGUGGGACGGAGAGGGUGGCGAGGAUGGGGAGCGCAGCGGCGAGCGGAGGCGAAGGCGGGGUGCGCCUCUGCGCGUGGUGCUGCGAGAGAUACGGGAGUGGCUCAAGUCGCAGCAAUCGAGUCAAGAGCCGCUAUUCGCGCAGCACCUGUCGCCGCGCGAGGUCUUCUGCGAAACCGACCCCCUGCGCGUGUCCGCCGUGCUGCUGGACGCGCACGCCGCCUGGCGGAGCCUCUGGGGGGAAGCGCGCGGGGGGAGACCGCGGAGUGCUUCCGGGGACGCGGACGCGGGGGGAUGGGGAGGCGCGCGGAAAGUGGAUCCCGCGCAACGGGCGGUGCAGGGCGGAACACCGUUGAGGGGGCGGUCAGGUCCGUUACAGAGCAGGGACUGGGAGUACGGGCAGGAGAAAAAAAUCCCGCUGGGCAGGAAGAAAAGUUGGCAGGGCUGGACAGAGGACCCGCGCGGAGAGUUGGAGUCAUGGCCUUCCAAUAGUAGCUGCUUGCCGUUAGGUGGCGAUGCUGGUGGUGGUGGUGUUGGCGGUGGUGGUGGUGGUGGCAGCGGUUGCUCUGCUGGCGUUUCCAUACAAACAAGCUCGGCUGACUGCGCCAAUGGUUACUCCCCCAUUCCUUACUCCGCCCCCGUGCCCCAUUCCCUUCUUCCCCACUCGUGCCCCUUCCCCAACCCCUCCUCGCUCCCCUCCUCCUCCUCCCUCCCUGUGUCGUCCUUCCUCCCCCCCUCCUCCUCUCUCCCCCUCUCUUCCUCGCUCUCCUCCUCCACCUCUCUCCCUGCCGCGUCUUCGUGCACCAAGAGGGCGGUGUUUGGAAGCUCGUUGCUGGCAGCGUGGGAUAGCGAUGAGGGAGAGGAGGGGGAGAAGGAUGAGGAUGAGGAUGUGUAUGAUCAUGGUCCCCCUGCCCGUGACCGUUUCUUUUCCGCUCGAGACGGGCCCCAUGCUGCUGCUACUGCGGCUGCUGCUGCUGCCACACUUGCUGAAUCAGAAUCCACUGUUGUUGCCGCUGCCAGCACACGGGCAGACAGCAGCAGCGCGCACAACCAGACUGCGCUGGUCAGGCCCGGGAGCAAGGCAGGGCGGAGGAGGGAGGCUUUGGAAGGGCCUGGAGGGGCGGCGGGGCCGUCAGGGCCGGCAGGGCUGGCACGGGAGGCGGAAGGGCGGCGUAACCUACGGCGGGCAAUCAUGGGUCGGCUGAAGCGCACAGCGCACAGCUGGAAAGAGGGGUUCGGUGGGGGGAGAGCAGGCACGGAGGAGAGGGAGAGGGAGAGGGAGAGAGUAAGGAGCGGGAGGAGUGGGAAGAAGCGAGCCGGGUCGGAUGACUUGAGCUGUGUGCGGGAGGGCAGUGCGGUGGAGUGGAGUCAUGCGGAGUGCAGUGCGGUGGGAGGCUCCCUCCUGCGGCUGAGAAGUCAUGAAAUCCGAUCCCUGGAUUGGGGAGGGGAGAGUGGGGAGGGUGCUGGGCCAAAGGGGCAGCAGCUGAGGGAUAUGGAAGGUGGAGAAGUGGAAGAUUUGGAGGAGAGGGAGGCGGUGCAUAAUCAGAGGAGAUCGGAGGAUCUAGGGGCCUUCCUUGCCCCGGGGUCCUCUCGCCCGCACUCCUCCCACCACCGGUCGAGCUCAGCGCGCCCCUCCCCCCACCAGUCGCCCCGCUCCGCGCGUAGUGCUGCGCGCUUCUUCCCCAGAGGCGCCUCUGUGGGCUCCGCAGCUCCCUCAGCGCUGGGAACAGGGUCACUGCAUGCCAGGGAAUCCCCCACUGCCUCUCCCACGUCUGACAUGCAGGCCCUGGCCGCACUGUCCCAAGCCCCAGUUCCCUCUCUCCUACCCGCAGCAAGCACGGCAGCAGCGGGGGGACUAGUGGCAGUGGUGGUGGAAAAGGCGCGGCGUUGCAUCGCCGCUUGCGCUUCCCCUU
Molecule: messenger RNA, 2746 nt
Organism: Closterium sp. Naga37s-1
Lineage: Eukaryota; Viridiplantae; Streptophyta; Zygnematophyceae; Desmidiales; Closteriaceae
Source: the annotation of a GenBank genome assembly